This is a messenger RNA of Fusarium tjaetaba, 1701 nucleotides long. Its product is annotated as kinase-like domain protein. Lineage: Eukaryota; Fungi; Ascomycota; Sordariomycetes; Hypocreales; Nectriaceae. The transcript is spliced from 3 exons. Gene Ontology annotation, cellular component: membrane. Gene Ontology annotation, molecular function: copper ion transmembrane transporter activity. Gene Ontology annotation, biological process: copper ion transmembrane transport. The record is from RefSeq and is a predicted model, not a curated record. Bases 1 to 1701 code for a protein of 566 amino acids.
AUGAAAAUGGACAUGACUACAUCGACGGGCAGUUCAAUGCCCAUGUCAACUUCUAGCUCCAGCGCUAUGGAUAUGGAGCAAAUGAACAUGGUCUUCUUCACUUCCACGACAACACUCCUCUGGACAAAGUCUUUCGCACCAGAAACAACAGGACAAUAUGCAGGCGUUUGCAUUUUCCUCAUUGCCUUUGCCACUAUUUUACGCAUGUUGCUUGCGUUACGCGUCAACUUUUACAGUAUCAGGGAUGGUCUCAGACGGAGGCGAACGAAAGGUCUACGGGUGGAGUCGCGAGGUAGUGAGACAAGCAAUCGACCUUGGAGAGCGAAUGAGGCUAUGAUGCUGGGAGCGAUAGAUGUUUUGAUCGCGGGCGUGAGCUAUUUGCUUCACAUCACACCAAUCUCCCUUCUCUCAUCAGCUCAUCUCCAGCAUCUCAUCCCUCUCAAGAUGAGCAACGCCACUGCUGAUCCCGUCGGAAGCACCUCCUGGAUUGGAGCUGACGCCUACGAUCCAGGCGACGAGCUCCACGGUCGAGCCCUAGCAGUCCUCGACAAGCUCAACUGGGAUCAUCUCUUAUCCCUUUCUUCAGCGCUCAACAAUGGAGUCCCUUGCACCUUCAGCCAGAAGUUUUCCAUCGGCCACUUUAACAUGGUACGCCGCAUUGACUUCACCGACGGUACCAGCUGGGUUGCCAGGGUGAGACUCCUAGAGUUCCGCACCGUGUUCGGCGACCGCGAAGUCCCCGAUGUGGCCAGCGCUCUCAAGGUGGAAGUCUCGAGCAUGAAGUUCUUCAAGACCAAGACCUCUAUUCCCGUCCCUGUAGUCCAUUCCUACAGCGUUGAUACAGACACCGAGGUUGGCGCUCCAUACGUUCUCAUGGAUUACAUUCACGGAACAGUCGCCACGGAAUUGCGAGAUGCGAAUGAAUAUGAAGCUGGACUCUUCGGCACGCCAGACCAAGAUCGGGCUUUCAGAAACCAAAUGGCUGAGAUUCAAGCAACCUUAUCUUCCUUCAAGUUCAGUCAGAUCAGGAGCCUCUAUCAGGAUAAAGAAACGUCCGACUUCUUCAUCGGCCCAGAGACAGAGACUGGCAAGGGACCUUGGAGCUCAUCAUUGGAGUAUUAUGAAGAUAUCUCAAACCACGCUCUUCAGGUCUGCGUGCAGCACGCAUCUCCUGAUGUCAAUACAGCGUCUUCAUUCGCAAACCCGAUCCUCUUCAGACACCUCAUGUCCCUAUAUCGUCAACAAAAUCCCUGCAAAGAAUCCUUCAGCCUUGUCAAUCGCGACUUCGGAGCCCACAACCUCCUGGUCAAUGAAGAAUUCCAGAUUGUCGGCGUCAUCGACUUUGAUGGCGUGAUGGCGGCCCCCAUCGAAGUCGUCGCCCAGUAUCCAGUCUUGACGGGGCUGAGCCGAGAGCCCCCGGGGUGUGUCGAGACGAGACCCGCUGCGAUCGAGCGCAUCGAGAGGACGAAGCCGAAGCUCAUGGAAUACAAGGAGAUGCUGGCGGCUGCGGAACGCAAACUCAGGAAGGACGACGAGGGAGCCACGCCGAUUGCGGACCUGUUGCUGUCAGAUGCUGCGAGUGUGUUUCAAGGCCUGGUGAGAUACCAGGUUCACCAGGUUUUUGUCAACGAUCAGUGGAUGGAAGCUUACCUGAAGCUCAUCCGAGACCAUUUUCAGAAAGAUGGCUCUGUAGCUGAAUGA